Thlaspi arvense is the source of this 1047-nucleotide messenger RNA. Lineage: Eukaryota; Viridiplantae; Streptophyta; Magnoliopsida; Brassicales; Brassicaceae. The record is from the annotation of a GenBank genome assembly.
UUCGGCGGCUCAGCGUCGUCGGUGGGUCGAGUCGUCCUGGAGCUGUCUCGUUGUUUCUCGACGGCGGAGGAGGAAGAAAACGACCGGCGAGCCAUGGACAUUGGUGGUCCUACCAAUGUCCGCCACGUGGCUCACGUUACCUUUGAUCGCUUUAACGGCUUCCUUGGCCUUCCUUCCGAGUUCGAGCCUGAUGUCCCCAGAAAAGCUCCCAGUGCAAGUGCAACAGUGUUUGGGGUUUCGACAGAGUCAAUGCAGUUGUCAUAUGAUUCGAGAGGGAACUGUGUUCCUGUGAUACUAUUGCUAUUGCAGAGCAGGCUUUAUGAUCAAGAAGGCUUGCAGGUAGAAGGAAUAUUCAGAAUAACAGGAGAGAACAGCGAGGAAGAGUACGUAAGGGAGCAGCUUAAUAAAGGGAUCAUACCUGAUGGGAUCGAUGUCCAUUGUCUAGCCGGACUUAUCAAGGCUUGGUUCAGAGAGCUACCGAGAGGGGUACUUGAUCCUCUGCCAUCGGAGAAAGUGAUGCAGUGCGAGUCAGACGAGGAUUUUGUCAAGGUUGUGAGGCUCUUACCUCAAACAGAAGCUUCUCUUCUUAAUUGGGCCAUCAAUCUCAUGGCUGAUGUUGUUCAGUUUGAGCAUGUUAACAAGAUGAACACUCGUAACCUUGCUCUAGUCUUUGCCCCCAACAUGUCUCAGAUGGCAGACCCUUUAACUGCAUUGAUGUAUGCGGUCCAAGUGAUGAAGCUGCUGAAGACCCUCACAGAGAAAGCUCUGAAAGAUAGGGAAGCCACGUCUUCCCAGGUUGAUACAAGAUGCGGCGAUGAAGAUGGCGGGAAGGAAGAAGACAAUCAAUUAGAAGAAGAAGAAGAUGGUGUGUACAUAAUUACGGAGGAAGACGCAUCAGAGAGCAUAAGAGUGGCUGCUGUUGAGGAUGAGCACAAGUCAGAAAGCAUGAAGAGUGACUUUGUGGGAUCUAGUGCUUCGGAUUCAAAGGGUGAUAAUGGAGUUGUGCAGCCACCAAUUUGCAAUACGAACUAUACAGGAAGCAAGUGA